Molecule: messenger RNA, 762 nt
Organism: Chrysoperla carnea
Lineage: Eukaryota; Metazoa; Arthropoda; Insecta; Neuroptera; Chrysopidae
Exons: 4
Coding region: 5-700 (231 amino acids)
Source: RefSeq, a predicted model, not a curated record
UUCAAUGACGCCAAUUGGAAAUAAUCAUAUGCUGAAAAUAAACCGUUGGGAGCACUUAAGCCAUGAUGGAAAGCCAUACAUGGAGAUACCCUCGUUAGAAAUAAAACAAAAAAAUCAAACACAUUGGAGUGUGGACGGAAUUAUAAGAAUACGUAGUACUGAUAUGGAUCGUUUCGAUUUCACGUCUUAUUCAAUGACUCCAAUUGGAAAUAAUCAUAUGCUGAAAUUAAACCGUUGGGAGCACUUAAGCCAUGAAGGAAAGCCAUACAUGGAGAUACCCUCGUUAGAAAUAAAACAAAAAAAUCAAACACAUUGGAGUGUGGACGGAAUUAUAAGAAUACGUAGUACUGAUAUGGAUCGUUACGAUUUCACGAUCCGAAUGCUAACUAUAAAUCAGGAUGUUCCAAUAGACGCGGCAGAUGAUACUGCAUAUUUAUGUGAUGAACUAGAUCAAUAUGAUGGAGAUGACAAAGACGACAAUCAUUACUAUUUACAAGAUAUGUUAAAAUUUUUAAAUGUAACCAACAUUCACUGUCCAAUUCCUGAGGGUGACUAUGCAUUGAAUAGUUUCGAACUUGAUACAAGAAACCUCCCAGUAUACGUCGAAGGCAAAAAAUGGAUGUUCAAAAUUCUUUUUAGAGAGAAAGGUGGUAUUAUUACCGGAGGUCUUCAUGUUUUUGCCGAAAUCGAAAAAGUUUAAAUAAGGUACGUACCUACUAAAACAGAAUAAAUCAAUCCUCUUCAAAAUUUUAAUAUUUUGUU